CAAAUACCACUAAUUGGAUUAUUGGCGCAAAACGAUUGCAAGAUUUUUUCAUUUGUAAAGAAAAAUUCGUUUGAAAAUUUUUCAUUGGUUUUAAGCGUAUAAUUUUGGAUAGAAAGGUCAUGAAUGAUCUUGAACAAAAAAAAAACAAUAUAAAUUAGUCAGUGAUAUUAACGAAUAAAUAAUGCUUGAUUUCAAUUGUUCAUUCCAUGAGAUUAAUAAAAUGAUACAAAGACCUGUCUAAAAUCCAAUCUCGAAAAAAAUAAUUGCGUUAGACGGAAUUUGCGCCGAAACAAAGGUUACACUUCGAAAGUGGACUAAAGUUUUAGGGUUCAUUCGCGAAUAAUUAGUCAAAAAAAUGGUGGCUCGAAACUUUUCACUUCAAGAAUUACCAUACUCCCGUUUGCUCCAAAUGCCCGAUGACGAAAGAGAAUUCCUCACGUUAGACGAACUAAAGCCACACCAACUGACAGAAUUAGGAGUCGAAUCUAGUAAUAGUCAAUCAAAUACGAGUACAAAUAAUGCACAAACCAUUUUACCAACUGAAAGCUCGACGCAUCAAGUGAUACAGCAACAACAGAGCGAUGAAAUGCAACAAUCUUAUAGUCACACAAUUUAUUACGAUUUAAAUUCGCAAUCUGCGGGAAAUGGGUAUUGUAACAGCUCGAUUUAUAUGGAUGGAAACUCAAUGCAAUCCACAAUGAUUGACCAUCCGACAACUAUUUUGCAACAAAGUGAUUCGUGUGGACUUGAACCAACUACCACAAAACAAAUGCAUUACUCUUCGUCACAUAGUUCCAACCAUCACCAUCAUCAUAGUGGCUCUCAUUACGAUAAAAAGAGGAAAUAUUCUUACACCAGUGAAUGUAGCGAUGACGACGAUGGAUGCACCGAUUCAAAGUCUGUUAAAACAACAGAUGAGAACAAGAAACAAAAUCACAGUGAAAUCGAGAAAAGACGUCGGGAUAAAAUGAACACGUACAUUUCAGAGCUUUCCGCGAUGAUUCCUAUGUGCCACGCUAUGUCACGUAAAUUAGAUAAAUUAACGGUUUUGCGUAUGACGGUGCAACAUUUGAAGCAAAUAAGCGGUGCUGUACAAUCGUAUACCGAAGGUCAUUACAAGCCUUCGUUUCUGACAGAGCAGGAAUUGAAAAUGUUAAUCUUACAAGCGGCAAGUGGGUUUCUAUUCGUUGUUGGAUGUGAUCGCGGUAGAAUUUUGUAUGUCUCAGAAUCAGUGGCACAAGUUUUAAAUUAUUCACAGGGUGACCUUUUGGGCCAAAGCUGGUUCGAUAUACUGCAUCCUAAGGACGUAUCAAAAGUUAAAGAACAACUUUCUUCAUCUGAUCUAAGCCCGAGAGAGAAAUUAAUUGAUGCUAAAACAAUGCUUCCUGUUAAAACAGACGUAUUGCAUGGUGGUUCGCGUCUUUGUCCGGGAGCUCGACGAUCCUUUUUCUGUCGCAUGAAAUAUAAAGCAGGUGCCAAUACCACCAAUGUUCAAAUAAAAGAAGAAGUGGACAGCAGUUCAACAAACCAAACUUCGUCAUCGUGUCAUCGUAGGAAAAGCAAAGUUAGUUCAGAUAAGAAAUAUGUUGUUGUCCAGUGUACGGGUUAUUUAAAAUCAUGGGCACCAGCCAAAAUUGGGCUGGAAGAGCAUCAAGAAAGCUCAGAAUGUGAUGCAGAUUCUUAUAACUUGUCCUGUCUCGUAGCAUUAGGUCGAAUUCAACCAAACAUCUAUCAACAAAAUUUAAAUGCUCAAAGUCCCAAUCCCAGUCUUAGGAAUAUACAGUUUAUAUCGCGACACGCUAUGGAUGGAAAAUUUCUUUUUGUCGACCAACGUGCUACACCAGUGCUGGGAUUCCUACCACAAGAAUUACUGGGAACUAGCAUGUAUGAAUAUUACCACCACAGUGACAUUCCCGUCUUAGCAGAAUCGCAUAAAGCAGCAUUGCAGGGCACAGAACAAGUCACAACACCCAUUUAUCAGUUGAAAGCUAAAGACGGCAGUUAUGUGAGGAUUCAAAGUCAGUGGAAGUCUUUUCGCAAUCCUUGGACGAAGGAAAUUGAAUACUUGAUUGCUAAAAAUAAUAUAAUUUUGUCAGAUAUGGGACAAAUGGAGUCUACUUAUCAGCCAUCACAGGAACAACAACAACAGUGCGCGCAACAGGGUAAUCCACCAAACUAUGAGUUCUUCCAAAAUCCCGCUCGUGACAUGCAACGGAUGAUCAACACUCACAUAGAGGCCAGUAAAAUAGGAAGACAAAUAGCCGAUCAAGUUCUUGAUUAUCAGAGGCGUCUGGAAGACUCUUCGUCUGAAAGUAGCCCUGAUCCUGAGCGUACUCUUGCUCAAAUGGUCCCCGUUGUACGUGACCCAACCCUUGCAUCCAGUUCGCUCGGUCUUAGCCAACAACUUACUCCACUGUUGCCGACAAAACUGAUAAAUGGUCAAUUACCACCGUAUAGUUCAAUGCGUGUUACCCCCAUGCUGAAUCCUGAUCACCCUAGCGAUCCGGAGGUGGGAGAGCUAAUAGACGCGUCAUCAGGAAAUGCCUCUGUCACACCUAGUUCUGGCGGCACCACUGAGGGAAACGAUGAAGCAGCGAUGGCCGUCAUUAUGAGUCUUUUAGAAGCUGAUGCAGGUCUUGGAGGACCCGUUGACUUUUCGGGACUUCCUUGGCCACUUCCUUAGGAAAUGUUUCGAAUUAUCACUAAAGUUACCAUUACACUAUCUGUAUGUAGAAAAUUAGCUAAAUUAAUAUUAGUUCAAAUUGUUGUUUUUAUUUUACUUUUCAAGGAAAAAGUUUUGUUCUUUAAAUAAACUUGAAGAUUUUUGUGAU
Culicoides brevitarsis is the source of this 2831-nucleotide messenger RNA. Its product is annotated as protein cycle. Gene Ontology annotation, biological process: regulation of transcription by RNA polymerase II. The coding region runs from base 356 to 2683 and encodes 775 amino acids. Lineage: Eukaryota; Metazoa; Arthropoda; Insecta; Diptera; Ceratopogonidae. Gene Ontology annotation, cellular component: nucleus; cytoplasm; transcription regulator complex. The transcript is spliced from 10 exons. Gene Ontology annotation, molecular function: RNA polymerase II cis-regulatory region sequence-specific DNA binding; DNA-binding transcription factor activity, RNA polymerase II-specific; protein dimerization activity. The record is from RefSeq and is a predicted model, not a curated record.